Messenger RNA from Ogataea philodendri, 2286 nucleotides. RefSeq lists its product as uncharacterized. The coding region runs from base 1 to 2286 and encodes 761 amino acids. Gene Ontology annotation, molecular function: microtubule plus-end binding. The record is from RefSeq and is a predicted model, not a curated record. Gene Ontology annotation, cellular component: nucleus; cytoplasm; microtubule plus-end. NCBI's taxonomy places the organism in Eukaryota, Fungi, Ascomycota, Pichiomycetes, Pichiales, Pichiaceae. Gene Ontology annotation, biological process: cytoplasmic microtubule organization. The transcript has a single exon.
AUGCAUAAAGUCGAUGAUCGAGUGUCUGUGAACGGCGUGGAAGGAACAAUCCAAUUUAUUGGGCCGACCGAGUUCAAGCCCGGUGAAUGGAUCGGAGUGGCUCUGGACACGCCUGUUGGGAAGAAUGACGGUUCGGUCGAUGGUGUUCGCUAUUUUACAGUUGACCAAGGAUAUGGAGUUUUCGUUAGACCAACGAUGCUGCAGAACUCGGGGUCGAAUGAGAGCCGUUUGAAGGCUGUUGUGAGGACGUUGGAAGAUAAAGUCCAGACUCUUCGUGGCCAGAUCGACGACCUGAACAACCAGCUCAAUGUUUCCAAAUCAGCUGUCACCGCUUUGGAAGACUCACUGGAGAGAGAGAUCAUAGACAAAAUGACACUCAACGAGAGGCUGGAACUAUUGGAACAAAACUCCAAAUCAUCUCAGCUCGGUGAGGUGACCAGGCCGAAUGACAAUGCUGAGUUGGAACAGUAUCUACUCCAGAUUGAGCAGCUACGAAAGCUAAACAUGGAUUUGCAGAGCAAAGUUUCACUGUUAUCAGACUCUGAAAUGAUAAUAGAAUCUUUGACCGUCCAGAAUACUGAGCAGGCUGACAAGCUAGCCGAGUAUAAGCUCGCAAUAGAGGAGCUCGAGAAUAUAGUGGAAUUGGACAAAGAUCUUGAGCAGAAUCAUCUUGAGGUGGAGGCAGAGUUGAAGCUAGAGAUUGACCAGCUGAAACAACUGUUGAAAGAUAAAGCCGAUACUAUAAAAAACCUGGAACUCAAGCUUGUCAAACUUGAACGAACGGUCAGUGUUCAACGUCCGGAUCCUGUGUCGAAAGUUGACCAAUCUUCUGAAAAACUGAUGGCCCAGCUGAGGCAUCAGGAAUCGCAGCUGAUCAAACUUCGCUCGCAGCUGGAUUUUUGGCGUGUGUUGGCAUUGACAGAAAAGCUUUCACUGGAGGAGUACUCUGGCUUUGUGUCCGAAGUUGAUGACGUUUCGGACCAGCUUUUUGCUAUGGCGAAACUAGUCAAAUUCAAAGUUCUAUGUCAACAGUUCGAGGACUUUUUCGUCAGCCAAAUUGGCGAUGUCAACAAUCUGGAUGACUACGUUUUCCAAUGGCAAUGUUUGGAGAAUGCGUACAGGCUUGGUGCGCUUGCACUGGAAAUUGGGUGCAUCAUGAAGACUUGCGAGUACUAUAAAGAAGUUCCCGAAGAAGUUCUAUCAAAGACAAACGACUACAUGAACUCUUUCGAGUUGCGUUACGAGCGAAAUGAUUAUGAUUUGGCAUUGGAGUUCAGUUUUGAUGGGCCAGUGAAGAACCGAGAGUUCACUUUGAUGACAUUACUUCUGGCCAUGCAUACGCUGGAGUACUGUUUGUUAUUUAUUGGAACCUUGCAAAGUGGAAUGAUUCUGAAUGAAGUCAGGUACGGAUUUACAGAGGAGAAGAAAGGCCUGGAGCUUUUAAUGGAUCGCGUUGAUCGUGAAAUCAGAAGACUGGAAGAUCUCGAAAAACAAAACUGCGGGUUGAUGAAUUCGAUUGAUCUCAAAAUCCCCCAAAUCGACGGUUUCCUAUCCAAUUUAAAGGAUCUUGAUCAACGCAUAAAGCUUGGACAGGAGAUUGUUGUUUUUGGAAAUCUGGUCCCGCCAAUCGAUCCUACGAUUCAUCCUUUGGAAUUGGAGCAAGCUAUUUUGCCUCCUUCUGGAACGUGGGUUUCAGUUAAGGAGACGAUGGUGGUUGAUAAUUCUAGUUCUGACCAGCAGCAACUUGUUGACGAACUCAAGCUCAAAAUCUCGGUGUUGCAAGGAAAACUGGGGAAGCACGAAUCGGAAGAAUUGGAAUUGAUCGAGCUAACCAAGUCUCUGGAGAGCAUGAAGCUUAGUAACACCGAGCUGACGGGGAAGUAUGAAGAUGUGAGGCGUGAUUACGAGGAAAUACGCGCAAAGCUUCAAGACACCGAAAAACGACUGCGUCUUUUCGGAGAUGAAUCAACUCAAGAGACAUAUCGGGAAUUUCAAAAUUACGACCGUGCCGAACUUGUUGGUGAAGUUGCCAGUCUGCGUACACUGGUCUCAAAACUAGACAGGUUCAACAGGUCCAAUGAGCACCAUGUGCUGUCCAAGGAAUUGGACUUUAUCGAAGAAGUUUCGCAGCUCCCCAAAUGGGACCUCAGCACCGAUAUCGAUCAAAAGCUUGACUUUGAAAAACUAUUUAAAAACAUGGAGGAGUUCAAGGUUCCAAAGCUGUCGCAGAAUGGCAAUAAUGCAUUAAAAUUACACACUAAAAUGAUGAACAUUAUGAUGGGAUGA